UCAUCACAACAGAGACGCUCCUCCGUUAAAUCCGCUGUUCACCGGGUUAAAACGGCGCUUUUUCGCUGCUGCCAGCUCCUCGGAGGAGUUGUUCUUUGGGGCGCUAGAUGUUUGACGUUCUCGCAUCAUGGGUUCAAUGAACGGUUCCGUGUUUUUGUUAUUCUGUCUCUUACCGGGCCAGAGUCUCGCACAGCACCGGAGAUAGAGGCCUCCGCGCGCCAGCUCGAUUAACGGAGAGCCCGCGCGGAGCGACGAGACGCACGGCGGGAAUUCUGAGGCGAUUAUAUUAGACGUCAGAGACUCCGCUCGCCUGACAGGAGUCUAAAAACACCCGGUAAACGGCGUCCAACGACUGAAAGAGUCGGAACCGAAUCACCGGGGCCGGUGUUGAUGUGGGGUGAAAUGGAGACCCCAACAAUCAUGUACGAUCUGGACACCUCCGGCGGGCUGAUGGAGAAAAUCCAGACUCUCCUGGCACCGCCCAAAUCUGAGGACGGGGAGAAGAGAAGGAAACCGGACAGGAGUACCAGGAGAGCCGGCAGGGCCACCAAUCACGACACCUGCGACAGUUGCCGGGAGGGAGGAGACCUGCUAUGCUGUGACCACUGCCCCGCUGCUUUCCAUUUACAGUGCUGUAACCCGCCAUUGAGCAGAGAAAUGCUGCCACCUGGUGACUGGAUGUGUCAUCGCUGCUCUGUUCGUAAGAAGAAGAGGGAACAAAAGAAAGAGCAGAUAAAUGGUCUUCUGGACCGACAGUUGAAACAGUUGCCGUCUCCAGCCCCAGAACAGGAGUGCGGGACGCUACGUCUAGACCCUACUGUAGGUUCGGGCGGCAUUGGGCUAAGGGCCGCUGUCGCUCAGGUUCGACUCCUGGAGAGGCGACCAAGCAGCCGACCGGCGACCCCCAACUCCAACACUUCCUCCACCGACACGCCCACACCAUCGGAGCAGAACGACAUGGAAGAAGAUCUGCUGGACGUGGAAGACGAGGCACAGGGUUCUGAAACGGAGCUUUCCAACACCUCAACAACCCUUAAGAGACCUUUCGACCUCCUAAUCGCAGCUGCCAUGCAAAGGAACCCCACGCAGUUCCAGCUCCCGAACGAUUUUACAUGCACGACUGCACUUCCAGGCACUAGCAAAAGACGACGGAAAGACGAGUUGUCGGGGAGGAAUGCGAAACGGCCACAGCACGAGCUGGACCAUUGUGGACUCGUUCCACUGCCGGUUAAAGUUUGCUACACAUGCAACAGGAGCUGCAGGCUGGCUCCAUUGAUCCAGUGUGAUUACUGCCCUCUCUUGUUUCACAUGGACUGUUUGGACCCGCCUCUCACUGCCUACCCUACAGGCAGGUGGAUGUGUCCCAACCACAUCCAGCACCUGGUACUGAACCAGAGGAGCCUAACCUUUAGCAACCGCUGCCAGCUAUUCGACCAGUUUCAGGACUGCAUAUCCCAGCAUGCAGUCAAGCUAGACUUCCUGCAGCGGGUACACCGCCAGCACCCCCCAAUACGACAGCUGGGUCACGCUCAAAGCAGGAGGACUCUAAAGGUUCCGGAUGCCAUUAAGUCUCAGUACCAGAACCCACCCGUCCUGACGGCCACCGCAGGGAUCCGUGAGGGGGAACUGAUCUGUACUGGCAUUCCAGAACCGAUUGUCCCGCAACACAUAGCCAGUGAAGAUGAACAGCGUGAGUGGCUCAAAGAUGUCGUUUCGCUGCAGUGCAGCAUCAUGAGGCAUUUAUGGAAUAGGCCAACGUCUUCUUCACCCCGGGAUUCGGAACAACAUGAUGCAACGCUGUGCAAAGACUCCCAACCCACCCGCUCACAGGACACGCAAAACCUCGGGAACAAAACGGUUUGUAGCUUAUGUACAGACGGACUGUGUCAGAAUUGUCGGACCACAAACGGCCACGUAGACCGAUUAGUUCAGCCCAAUAGGAUUCAGGGUCCUGUUAAAACCCAAGAUGAAACCCCCGCUCCGCCUAACCACUCCAGCUCAGGUGCUGCCAUCAAGACUGAGGAUUCUAGUUUAAAAUCUUGUACAGCCACAGAUGUCCCUCCUCCUGCCUCUUUUAAAUCCGAGCCCACUACUCCAUCAUGUGACCAUGUGAAAAAUCCAGCCCCCUCGAAACUCUUUGUAUCGUAUGUAAGUACAGAAGCACAUGCGGUUAAGUCACUAAAAUCGACGGCAGACACCGGUUCAGGCCACCAGAGAUCGUCACCCUCUUCCUGUGAUGGCUUCAAUUCGGUUAAAGAUGUGUUUUCCUGCACAGAACUUCCUAGCGUGUCAGAACUGUCAAGCCGGUUAAAAGACACCAUGCAGGGAAACGGAGAAGUGGAACUCAGCUCAUUGGAUGAGAGGUUUAUAAAGCUCUUAGCCUGGCAGCGGAUUCAGCAGCUCUUCGAUUCAAAGUCCUCUUCCGUUCCGAGUAAUUCUCCCCUGUCUGUGUCACUUCCUCAUAAAAAACACAGCGAAGCAAAAAAUAGGGAGGUGCAGGCGAGAGCUUCACUUUGUUCUGUGUCUGGAAAGGGUGCAGCUGUUCGUAUGUGCUAUAGGAGUCUGUACAUUGGGACGGGUGCUGAUAUGGACGUGUGCCUUACAAACUACGGUCAUUGUAACUACGUUUCAGGGAAACAUGCCUGUAUUUUUUAUGAUGAGAAUACAAAGCAGUAUGAACUGCUGAACUAUAGCGAACAUGGGACGACGGUUGACAAUGUAUUAUAUUCCUGUGACUUCUCUGAGAAGACAAGCCAGAACCCAUCCAGCAACCUGCUCACCAAAGUACAGAACAUCAUUCGUCGCUGCAGGAAGAAGGAGCAGGAAGUGUCCGGGAUGGAUGUGACCUCUGUGGCAGAGGAUAGAGUUAUGAGCUGCCAGUCCCAGGAUGCUCCCAUUACCCCUUGUAACUGUAAGAACAGUGGCUCCAGUCUGAUCGGAGGCAGCGGUGCAGGAUGGGAGGGUACUGCACUCCUCCAUCACGGGAGCCACGUCAAACUUGGCUGCUUGCAGUUUAUCUUCAGCAUCACAGAGUUUGCCAACAAGCCGCCCAAAGCAGAGAUCAACACCUGCAGCCUCACUCCCGCACCUAGCCAACAGGGGGAGCAACUGAGCAAAGCUGCUACUCCACUUCAACACAACCUUGUAGCUUAAAUCCUAAAGCACCUACCUGCCUCUGCAGCAACUUGUAUAUGUUCGGUUCCCUUAUUAUUUAAUUGUUUAUACACUUGCAUGAGAUUACAUUUUUAUAUAUGUGUAAAUAUAUAUAUAUAUAUAUAUAUAAUUUCUAAAACUCUUAGCAGGUUGCACGUAGAUUUUGUGUUUAUUUCAAUAACGUGCAUUUUUAAAGGGAGACUAUCAUUAUCAUCGUCUAUGCUUGUGUAAAGAAAACAUGUUAUAUUUUGUGCCAGUAACAAUAUUUUUUUAUAUUAUCAUGCAAUUUGUUUUUUUAUCAUGAAAUUGAAGCUUUUAUUUAUGUACUCUAUCUGGAGUAUAGUCACGUCUGAGGUUCCUUUAGCUCAGCUCAUGUAAAGUCACUCAUGUAAAUAUGUAUCUAUUGAUGUGAAUAACCAGAGAUCCACGUGAUUUAAGUGCAACACGUUUGUAUUAUUUCUGUAGUGCGCCAUUGAGUUCAUGUCCAGAUUUAUAUGUGCUGUUUCAUGUGCUCUGUAAAUACAGUUUUCACCAGAUUCUCAUGUAAAGGAUGUAAAUACAAAACAGAUUUUAAAUAACAUGCUUAAGAAAUCCA
Messenger RNA from Misgurnus anguillicaudatus (oriental weatherfish), 3748 nucleotides. The record is from RefSeq and is a predicted model, not a curated record. Lineage: Eukaryota; Metazoa; Chordata; Actinopteri; Cypriniformes; Cobitidae.